Lethenteron reissneri (Far Eastern brook lamprey) is the source of this 6277-nucleotide messenger RNA. RefSeq names its product cytokine receptor like factor 3 (gene CRLF3). The record is from RefSeq and is a predicted model, not a curated record. Lineage: Eukaryota; Metazoa; Chordata; Hyperoartia; Petromyzontiformes; Petromyzontidae.
GCCGCGACACGCGCUCGCGGGGACCAAUAGGAGACGCCGCCGUGCCGGUGCGCGCUAGGGAAUCUGGUCGCGCGUUGAGCUAUGCAAUAGAGCGAGCUUGCUGUCAACAGUUGGCCUCGGAGCCCACACGGGAAAGCUCGCGAUCCCGUGGCGGAGCAGAGCCCAGGGAUGGAGCUCCACCGUGAGACUCAGGAGAGCAUCGAGGCUGCACGCCACUACCAGCAGGAGCUCCAGUGCCGAAUGGGCGAACUGCAGAGAGCCAUCAAUCAGGUGGAGGAGAGCGGGCGGCGUACGAGUGCCGAACUGAUGGUGCACUUCUCCGAGCUGGAGCGAGAGCUGACGGCGCGUCUUAGGGAGCGGCGUGACGCGUUACUCUCCCAAGUGGACACCCUGCGCCAUCGCGGGCAGCAGCCACUGCUCGAGUGCCAACGUCUGCUGCAGGCGAGCAUCUCCACCACCGAGGAGCUGCUAUGGGAAGGAGAAAAGGCAUUGCAGACAGAUCCAGAAAACAGAAAUCAAGCUCUUCUGGACUUUUCAAAAAAAUCUCUACAAAUGCAACUGCACAGCUUGCCGGAGGUGCCGUUGCUCGUGGAUGUGCCGUGCCUGUCGGCGCAGCUGGAUCCGUCUCUAUUGCGGGUGCUGUCUGGUCGCGUGGCGGAGCACGGCUCGCUGGCGACGCACGCACCCGUGCAGAUCUCGGAGCUGCGUGCGCGCCCUGGCGCCGUGCUUGUGCGCUGGAGCGAGCUGGAGGACGCCACGGCGUCGGUGCAGUACCGCCUGCAGUUUUGCCGCGGUCGGGCCACGCUGGACGGCGACGAGGGCAGUGGCGGCCCUGCGCCGACCUUCACGGAUGCGUACACGGGGCCCGAGCGCGAGUUCGCGCUGGCGCCCGUGGACGCCGGCGUCCACGUGACGUUCCGCGUGUGCACACGCCAUGGGCCCAAGGUUGCGUGGAGCCCCUGGAGCGUUCCACUGAUGGGCAGAACUCACCUCCACCCUUACGAGUGGACGCAGGGCAAUGACGGCUUCAGCCUGAGCAGCCGGCGCAACAUGGCGCUGAGGACAUGCGCUGCAGACGCGAGCCCAGUGCUCUACACGAGGGAGGCCAGCCUCACCUGCGGGGAGACCGCCACGUUCCGAAUUGAGGCGGUGGGAGCCACAGACCAGCGCGACGGUGUGGGGCUGAGCGUCGGCUCCCCCAGCGAUCUGGACUCCCUGCAGAGGGACGGGGCUAUCUGCAUCGCCACCAACGGAGCGGUGUUUGUCAACGGCAGGGAGAUGAUUAACCAGCUUCCGCCGCUGACGACUGGAUCGGCCGUAACGUUCGACAGCGAGCGUGUCGCGCCCUGCAAGCUGCGCGUCGCCAUCGGCUGUGGCCGCCGGGAGGUGCUGGUGGACUGGCCGCUCGGACAGCCGGCGCCCUCCCUGCACCUGGCCUGCCGCUUCAGCACCCCAGGCUGGAAAGUGCUGGCCUACUGACCCUGAACCAACACAGCCGCCAUUAAAAGGCAUACGCAACCUAAGACGCAAACUUCUGCCUUGCAGAUACACGCAACACCUACAUCAACCCAAUGCUUCACUUCCUCCAUUGGCUCCCAAUGCAAUCCCAGAGCAACUUCAAGAUCACCAUAACCCUUGUAAAAAUCCUUCGAAGACUCGCCCCCACCUGUCUCUCAUGUCAUCUCUCUCUUCCCUUCUCGUGCUCUCCAAUCCAGCAACUACGAAGUUCUCUUGAAGCCCCCCGUCAACCCUCGCACAUUAUCAAGUCGCUCCUUCUCCUCUGCUGCCCCUGUGGUCUGUAUGUUGAACUUCUUUCGCACUGUACUUAGCCAGCCCUCCAUAUUGCUGGCUUUCUCUUCUUGUCUGCCCAGAACUGAAUCUCUAUUCUAGGCAAAAAUGUAUACUAUAUAUAUCCACACCCUCGUUCCCUAUGAUACAUGCCCAACUAAUUUGUACAGCGUCUUGAGAUGUGGUUUGCAUUUUAUUGCAACGAAUUGACAACGGUGUAAACUGUUGUCAAUUACAAAACAUAAAUGUAUUUCAAAAAGCACUCCAGUGAUGUCAGUGCAGUGGUGCAGCCACAAAGCAGUGAUGCCACUUGAUCGUGAUUGUGACAAUCCUUCUUCUCAUGAACAAAGCUGCACACUUGCGUCAGUCCGUGACGCUCAACCCAGGUACAUUUCUUGAACUAUUUAAAGCGGCAUAAAGCUGUUCCAAACAGGAGACCAAAUAGGGUACAGGCAGGGCCAACCCUUGUUGCUAUGAACUGUGGGGCCUUUGUGCCUCUCCGUCCACUCAUCCACAUUGCCCCUCCCUGCCCACACUCCCUCCUGGUCACCUUGUGAGCCAGCGAGCCACCCCCACUGUGCACCUUUGCUGAGCAGGGCCAGUGGUCAGGAAACAUCUAUAUUUGGUGAUCUAAAAUGUUUCUUUUUCUACAAAAUUGAAUGUAAUAGUGUUUUCACCUACUGUUUCUAAAAUACAAAAUUCUCUUACAAUAUUGUGUUGUGAUCAGGUCUCGUGUUGCUUUAAACACGGUCCGGUGACCGGAGGAGGUGGCGAUUUUACCACCACCCACGAUCUCCAUGCCGCAGUGACCUGUGAACUAUGUCACUAUGAAGUCAGCCCUGGAACUGGGGAUCACUCUGAAGUGCUGCAUCUCACUUCUCAAAGUGGGCUCACCCCACAUACCCACACUCCCAGAGCGGUGCUGCCAGGCCCACCCAGGUCUCCGUGCGCUCCACGCGCUCCACGCGCUCCACGCUUCACCCGUGCCGAGCCCAGAGUAACUCCUGCCACAGUGGGAGUAAUGCGGAAAUUGGACGCACACUGGAUGACUCCCCUCGGUUAGUUCCGCUUCAAGGACAUCACUAAAGUAAACUUAACAUAUAGGUUUUUUACAGCCAAUAUGAUCCGUAGUUGAUUUUUGGGUUAGCCACGUACUUUUCCGGCAAUAUUUAUGUCGUUAAGACCCUGCAUGACCUGAUACGGCCAAAGAAAAUGUCACGUGUACAAGCGUUUAACGUGCCAAUUGUUGUUUUAGCUCAUUGGUAAUUUUAAGAAUGAUUCUCGCAAUUUAAUUUGGCUGCAUUAGGUGGUGAAUGAUCUUGACGACACAAAUUUGGCCAGAUCAUUACAUGGCCUUCCCCAAAAAUCAACUAUGAAUCAUCAGUAAAGUAAUACAUUGAGUAUUUAUUUACUCAAUAAUGUUAAUAAACACGGGCCUGUGUUAUAUAGUAUAUCAAAUUUUUUGGUCGAUUUUUUUCCCAAUCCCUUAUUCCCUGUCAACGGAGGGUGAUGAAGAAGCGAGGGGGGCCGAUGAGGAAUGGGCCGAGACCACAGAGCGUCGUGGAGCACGGGUACUACUGGACAUCUGCGAAAAAGAGCUUUAUAGUUCAUUGGAUUCCUCCAGUAUAAAUAAAUAUUGUCAUACUGACAUGGACCCAGAUCAUGCUAUUAACCCUAGAGCUAGGCCAUUCCUGGGACAAAAACAUCUGACCGCCAGUGACAGUGGAAACAUAGCUUGGCAGUAGCAACUGGGUCCAGAGGCUGCACUUGACGAGAUCCCACUUCUAUGAAUUAAACCGCACCCUGCUCCAGGCCACCUGAGCUGGUUGUCAAAGCCAGGCAUCGGGUGUGCAAGUAAGGCCAUUAAAACAGAAUUGUCUCAGCUGGGAGCAUCCAGCUGUGAAGAUGUGUGCUCAUUGCAAUACAGUUUGGGCAGGUAGGACUGAAGAAUGCAUGGGCAUUAAAUAUGAACGUUCAUCGUCAUUACAUUUCUGUUCAGGUUUUCCAGCACUUAAAGCAAAUUUCGUAAAUGUACCGGCUUCUCCCUAUGACAACCAGUCGGAGGGUUAUGGCCGUGGCCUCAAGGAAUUCCUUCGAGGAAACAAACCAGAGCCGAGAUCAAACGUAUCUUGGUGUUCAUAUGUUUUAACAGCUCUGAUGUUGCACUAUAAACAUCCUGAGAGGUUCUUUCUAUAAUAUAACCAAAUUGCAGUACAGUACUUGCAAAAAAUUAAGCUUGCCAAUUGCAAGUGUGAAACAGCACUCACCAUUCACUGCUUUAGGUGGAUAAAUCAAUUUGGGAUUGUUGUAAUACAUUUUUGAUUCUUAAUAUAUUUGUAUAAAGGUGGCAGUAUUUUUAGAUAAAGUCCAGAAACUUUGAACAUUCUGCAAUGCAAAUUUAUACAAGCACUACCUUUUUUAAAUAACAAAAUAUGGUUGGUUGUCAGUUGAAGUUACAUGCAUACUCCAUAAAAAAUGUGAAUUAGUACACUGAUGCGUGAUUUAUCACGCACCAUACAUGUAGGAGAUAGGUGACCCCUCGUCGGAAUGAUAUUUAGCCUAGCUGUUGAUAAAACUGUUCCUCUACUUGCAAAAACUUGGCAGAAUCCUGAAAAAGAGUCUAUAGACUCAAGCUUUUCUAGGUAAACAAGCAUAGCUAUAAAUGUAUGUUUGGACUGCAGCCCAGUGUUUUCAAUACAUGCCUUGUGUCCACGUUGAGGACUCUAAGUCCUCACGUGGCUGGAAUUCCCUUUGGCUUUGAGGUUGCGAUUGGAGCUGUGGUUCGUCAAACUGCUUUCCUGCAGGCGAGGCCCAGGACACACAGGAGCCUUCCGUGGUGCAAGGGUUGUGUUAGGGGAACAGGAACGCCGAGCUAAUUCCCAAGAUGUACGUGGCAGUGCGGAAGACUUACUGCUUGAUCUGUACCCAUGACUUCAUACGCUUGCUAGGCGCUGGUGGCUAUGCGUGCCUGUGACCCGGCACUUUGACUGAGGGUUGAUGGAUCACACAAAAAGCUGUGAACCUCCUCGUGCACGUCCAGGUGCCAUAACCUUGGCUUGCCUGAAGGCAGUGCAGGAAUUGUAGGCCCUCUUGUCAUUUUUGUAUGCGAUAGUGUUUCUCUCUCGCGGGCGUGAGGUUUUGUUCCAGGAAUUCCAGAUUCCUCCCACGUGUAACACUCAUUAAUUGGCUGAUAAUACCAUCUUAAAUAGAGGACUGCACAGGUCGGGGAAGAAGUUGGGGGCGGCUCACCACACGGCCACCUUUCCCACUUUUCCAUGAUUCCUUACACCUCUGAGCUGUUCUCUGAUAUUUAGCAAAAACCGCGUAGCGUUACAAGUUCAUGUUAUGUAGUUUACUUGUUUGCAAAACAUUUAAUCGAAAAAUGUUGACUUGAGUGUGUAGGAGACAAAAAACACAUUUUGUAUGUUGUGUUGACUGGAGUGAAAUUUUUUUAAAGAGAUGUUUGCGAUAGCAAAUUAUACUGUAGUGUAUGUGGAAUUGCCAGAGGUUGAUAUUCCUACAACUCUCCAAGCUCACCAUCAAUUCUGCUUUCGGUACCUUCAGUAACAUUCGUAGGCAUCUUCAUGGGCUGGGCAAUUCCAAAUGGAGAGGUGCAGAGUGAGCACUGCCAACCUCUGCUCAUGAAACCAUCGACAACCAUGUUAGCAUAAACGAAUACUGUACAUAUGUUGAAUGACCAGGAUUUUAAUAACACUACCACUGAGAAACACCACCUUUAGUUUUAUCAUUAAUACAUCAGAUUAUUCUGGCGAACUUUUCAAAUGUCAGCAGGGUGGUGCAAUGGGCCACGUCACCGGUAUGCUGGAAUGAGUGACGUUUAAAUGUCGGCUAUUUGCACGGACCGCACCUAAAUGUGGCAUUCGUUCCCAACCCCACUUGCUUUUUAAAAUGUCGAGUCAGCGUCACUCUGCUCAAGCAAGCAUUGGGUGGGGCUCGUCUCCACUGGGGUCCCGAAUCGGCAGUGGAGAUGACAUUUGGUGGAGACCCAUUCUCCAUAGGACGACAAUUUUUUACUUCCCACAAAGUGGUACGAAAUAAUCAACCCCAGAGGGAUGAUGGGGCGAGUGAAUCUGGCAGGUUUCAACUCCCAAUGUCCUGCUUGUUGAGUGCUGAAACCACCUUGCUGCAGUAGUCGUUGAGCAUGUAGUUGAAAAAAUUGGCAUUGUACCCUAGCAUGAGUAUCACGUCUAUAUUUUAACCUUGUGGUUGCCAAAGGUGCAAUUGUAAAGUUUAUAUGUAAUACAGUAAUAUACCUCUGUGUUGGAGUCAAAUUGGUAUUUUGUUGAAUUUGAAUUGUAUACAAUUUAAAAUUGUACAUUUAAUGUCUAAUAUUCUGCAUGAUUUUUAUUUUAAGAGUGGAUGUUAAUUUAGUUUUUUUUGUACCUUUUUAUACAAACUUUAGUUCACACAAUAAUCAUUGUAUUGUCAUCGUGCCUUAUUAAGCCAUAUUAAAACUCAAACAUUGGUU